AUGGAAAGAGCAAAUCAUUCAGUGGUAUCUGAAUUUAUUUUGCUUGGACUUUCCAAGUCUCAAAAUCUUCAGAUUUUAUUCUUCCUGGGAUUCUUUCUGGUGUACGUGGGGAUUGUGUUGGGAAACCUUCUCAUCUUGGUCACCGUGGCCUUUGACUCACGCCUUCAUACACCAAUGUAUUUUCUGCUCAUCAAUCUGUCCUGUAUUGAUAUGAUCCUGGCUUCUUUUGCUACUCCUAAGAUGAUUGCAGAUUUCCUCCGAAAACAGAAGACCAUCUCCUGGUGGGGGUGUUACUCUCAGAUGUUCUUCAUGCACCUUCUGGGUGGCAGUGAGAUGAUGCUGCUGGUAGCCAUGGCAAUAGACAGGUAUGUGGCCAUAUGCAAACCUCUCCAUUACAUGACCAUCAUGAACCCACGGGUGCUCGUGGGGCUGUUACUAUCCUCCUAUGCGGUGGGAUUUGUCCAUUCGUCUAGUCAGAUGGCCUUCAUGUUAAAUUUGCCCUUUUGCGGCCCCAAUGUUGUAGACAGCUUUUUCUGCGAUCUUCCCCUUGUGAUCAAACUUGCCUGCAAGAACACCUAUGUCCUCCAGCUCCUGGUCGUUGCUGACAGUGGCCUCUUGUCCCUGGUCUGCUUCAUCCUCUUGCUUAUCUCCUACACGGUCAUCAUAUUCUCGGUCAAGCACCGGGCUGCGAGUGGAUCCUCGAAGGCCUUCUCCACUCUCUCUGCCCACAUCACGGUUGUGACGCUCUUCUUCGCUCCCUGUGUCUUCAUCUACGUGUGGCCCUUCAGUAGGUACUCUGUGGACAAGAUACUUUCUGUGUUUUACACAAUUUUUACACCUCUCCUAAAUCCUAUCAUUUAUACAUUAAGAAAUCAAGAAGUAAAAUCAGCCAUUAAGAAAAUAAGGUCUCGGCAUAUAAAUUCAAAGCACACUUUUUAG
Molecule: messenger RNA, 939 nt
Organism: Ochotona curzoniae (black-lipped pika)
Lineage: Eukaryota; Metazoa; Chordata; Mammalia; Lagomorpha; Ochotonidae
Product: olfactory receptor 4K13
Exons: 1
Coding region: 1-939 (312 amino acids)
Biological process (GO): G protein-coupled receptor signaling pathway
Cellular component (GO): membrane
Molecular function (GO): olfactory receptor activity; G protein-coupled receptor activity
Source: RefSeq, a predicted model, not a curated record